Molecule: messenger RNA, 1869 nt
Organism: Bursaphelenchus okinawaensis
Lineage: Eukaryota; Metazoa; Nematoda; Chromadorea; Rhabditida; Aphelenchoididae
Source: the annotation of a GenBank genome assembly
AUGAAAUCCCUGAGGCGGCGGUCUCAGUCCAACUCGCGCAAAACCAAGCCCGGUUUCCAAAAGUUCCUCGAGUUUCUGGAGACUGAUGUCUGGAAGUUGCCAACGUUGAACUUCCUUGAAAAGAACUCCAUCUGUAGGUUAAUAUCUGGGACAGAUGUUGUUAUGUAUAUGUAAAGUGUUGCAUGUGACUACAACUUGUUUGUACAUACAAUAUAAUGUAAACACUGUAACUCAUUUUAUACCUCAGGCACAAGGUCUCGGAUAUUAUAGUACAUACAUAUAUUUUAAUAAGUUUUCGUUUGAUGUUACCCUUGUUAAUAAAAUUACAACUUCAAAGAUAACUUAUGUACACAGUACAUAUUACACUUCAGUGUUCAACCAAGACCAGGCCAAACACGAACUCUGUGUCCAAGCUCAUGAGAACUACACCGAACUCGUGGAUGCUCUCAUCGAAAGUUACUGUGCCGACUCGAAGAUCGAGAUAUCCGAGUUGGUAUCCUCACUCAAAUCACAAGAUUUGACAGUAAAGUUGAGUGAAAAAGAAAGAAAACUGUUGGAGCCAGUGUUGGCCGCUCAAGACAUCAAUGUUUUCGUUCAUCUGAUGACAAGGAUCAACAUCGAACUUCAGCUACAAGCCGUCAAGAUGUUGGAAGUAGGUUGAAACCCUUUUUUAAAUUAAUUUUUCGUCAAAUAUUCAUUAUUAACCUUAAAAUUGUAGCACAUUUGUGGAGUGAAUCCAGUGUCCUUCAAGCUGAGCGAGGAAGAAGCCGAGUUGUUCAAGAAUCUGUUGGACGAAGACGAAACUGAACGUUAUAUCAUCAUAUCAGUGCUAAAGUAAGUAAAAUAAUUUGGCUUGUGCCAUUGUUAAUGUUGCAGACAGAGCAAAGAAGAAUUCGAACGUGACGAAAAGCUUCGGAAGGCGUUGGAAGAUGCAUUCGAAGCUUCGUUAAGCGAGGUGAAGGAGCUUGAACGACAACGAAACGAAGAAGUCAACCAGUUGAAUCAUGCUAUUGCUGGGGUCUGUAAUUUUAAUUAUAAUCGCUUAAAGCCCACUUUCUGACAAUAAUAUCACAGUAAUUGUUCGUUGUAAAUUACUAUGGUAAAGCUGGAGAUUUUGCAGACAGAAUCAGACUUUAAAGCCCUGGAGAUAAAGUCAGAAUCGUCGAAGAAGAAUGGCAAAGAACCCGCUCCUCGGCGUGCUUCCGAAGCACCGUCGAUGAAGCUGAAUGCUGUGAAACCACCGUUGAAGCCUUCUACCAUGGUAAGUCAUUGAAGUGUUGAUCUAACCGCAAUGUUUAGAGCUUUUGCGAAGAAAAGACACCUACGAGCGACAACAAAUUCGACUUUAAGGUACGUAAAUUUACUUAAAACAAUUAUGCGUUACAUUGUUCCUUUUAUUGUUUUCAUCACUAAUAAAAAAAACAAAAAUUGUAACGAAAAGCUUAAGUUCAAGGUUAUUUUUUGGCGGAUUAUGCACUUUUUGACCGAACAUGAUUAUUUCAAGAAGGAACCUUUUCGAAAACACCUAGUACAAGAUUAUCGCUUUCCCAUAAACGUAAUUAACUGUAGGGUCUCCUGAACAAGAAAAUCAACGAAGACGACGAGAAAGUGAAACAACGUGCAGAAUACCUAAAGCAGCAGCGAGACAAGCUAAUCGAAGCCAGGCAAAAGCAAAGAGAGAAACAACUGAUCGAAGCCGCGCAGAAGAAUGCUACUGAUCGACCACGAACCUCUCAAGCUGCCCGAGGCGCUUUGCAGGGUUCAUUCUCCAAGUCGGAGAACAGCUCCGAGAUGAUGGAGGCCAGAAAGGCCAUCGCUUCCCGAAUCCGAGAACAAGUUAUGGGCCAGAAGACCGAGUCCAAAGAGUAA